Molecule: messenger RNA, 1459 nt
Organism: Salvia hispanica
Lineage: Eukaryota; Viridiplantae; Streptophyta; Magnoliopsida; Lamiales; Lamiaceae
Source: RefSeq, a predicted model, not a curated record
UUGAAUGUCUUUACUAGCCUUGGCUGCAAAUCUGAGAUGAAAUCACCGCCACUGAUAUUAUCGCUUCUCCAAUUCAUCGGCGACGAGAUCCGCCAUUGAUGACUGAUUCCCGACGCUCUCAAUCGAGCAACCGUCUCUACUAAAUCUCAACCUUUUCUGCAUUCUGGAAGCUAAUCGGUUUAGGCUUUCCGCAUUGCGUUGCAGUUAUCCGUGAUAUUGAAAAUCUUAAAAUCCAGCUAAGGUUCCGGUCAGAAGCAUAAGGGUCUGGGAAAUCCCAGAUUCACUGAUUGCCGGAUGGCACUGCUUCCGUCAAAGGGAGUGGUGAUUUCCAUUCCCAGCUUAGUUCUAUCAGCUGCAGCUUUUGCAAUCCUCUUAUUCUUCUUGCUAUCAACCGGCUCACCCCCCUCUGCUCCUUGCUCUUGCUCCGCCCCAACUGUGGACUACAGCAGCAAGAUAGGUGGAGAGCGUGUUUCAACUUCAGCUGAGGACAUAGAUUGGUUGAAGAGUCGGGUUGAAGCCAAUGGAUUACAUAUGCAGCAGAACAUUCUACGCAAGGGCAUAAACCCCCGUACCCGCCAACAGCAGCUCCAGGAUCUUCUAAACUUCAAAGGCAUAUCUCACUAUGAAGGAGAAGAUGCUAACAACCAUACUGCCCUUCCUUGUCCCGGUGAGCUACUUGUAGAAGAACACCACAGCAACUACGGGGAGCCUUGGGCAGGUGGAAGGGAUGUAUUUGAAUUUCUUGCAGAUUCGACCCGUCUAACACCUAAUUCAAGAGUUCUUGAGAUCGGGUGUGGCACACUUCGUGUUGGCCUGCAUUUUAUACGGUACUUAGUUCCAGAGCAUUUCCACUGCCUAGAAAGGGACGAGCUCUCUCUAAUGGCUGCACUACGCUACGAGCUUCCAUCACAAGGCUUGUUGUACAAGCGCCCUCUGAUUGUAAGAGGCGAAGACAUGGAUUUCAGUAAGUUUGGGUCUGAUACUGUGUAUGAUUUGAUAUAUGCCAGUGCUGUUUUCCUCCAUAUUCCCGACAAGCUCGUGUGGACUGGUCUGGAGAGGUUGGUUGGUCGGCUGAAGCCUCUAGAAGGCCGAAUCUUUGUCUCACAUAACGUCAAGUUCUGCUCCCGUCUGGGAGGUGAAGAAUGCACGAAAAGGCUGACUGAUCUGGGCCUCGAAUAUAAAGGCAAGCAUACACAUGAUAGUUUGCUCUUCAACCACUACGAGGUAUGGUUCGAGUUCAGGCGAUUUAAGGCUUAAAACAGCACAAGAUAGCAAUCCUCGAUCGUUCUUCUGACCAUGGUGGGAAGGGAGCAGGAAAUGUUGAUGAUGAACAUUAUUGCAGAGGAAGUUAGAACACUAUGCAGAGGUUCUGUUGAUCUUUUGUUACCCUUUGCAGGUUUUAUGUAUUAAUAGCUAUAUUCAAUUGUACCUCUGUUAAUGAAAUUGAUUUUGAAUGGUA